Physella acuta is the source of this 2336-nucleotide messenger RNA. Its product is annotated as acidic mammalian chitinase. Lineage: Eukaryota; Metazoa; Mollusca; Gastropoda; Physidae. Gene Ontology annotation, biological process: carbohydrate metabolic process; chitin catabolic process. The record is from RefSeq and is a predicted model, not a curated record. Gene Ontology annotation, cellular component: extracellular region. Gene Ontology annotation, molecular function: chitinase activity; chitin binding.
GUGAAAGGAACAGCAGUUUAAAACAUUGGACUACUCCACAGUGCGACACAGUGUUAUCAUAUCUAAGCACAAGUGUGAAUAGUUUCCAUAAGGAUACUACAACAGCACCCCGCAUCACCUACGCAACAGGAAUUCAAGAAUUUGAAGCCUUUGCAUCAGGAGAUAUAUUUCUUACAACCAGAACGAAAUAAUUUGCUUGAAUCUAGAGUCAUGUGGCCGAAAGAAAUUUGGCUGUGUAUUUCGCUAGUGGCGGUCAUCUUACAACAUGGGUCGACUGUGUUCGCCAAGAAGAUCUUCUGCUACUACAGCAGCUUCGCCCAGACACGUCACAGCGUCGGCAACUUCCUGCCCGAGAACAUCAACCCUUUCCUCUGCACCCACAUCAUCUACGCCUUCGUCGACAUCUCCACGGAUGGGCGGGACCUGAGACCGUUCAACCGUAACGACCACGGUCAGAACGGUCUGUACGCCAGGACUCUAGCACUGAAGGAAAAGAACCCGGAUCUGAAGGUCCUACUGGCUGUAGGGGGGUGGCAGAUCGGCUCCAAACCUUUCAUCCCCAUGAUCAAAGAUGAGUACACCCGGAGUGUGUGGAUAGGCAACGUCAUCAGCUAUCUCAGAAGGCACGGUUUUGAUGGCUUCGAUGUUGAUUGGGAAUUCCCGGCUACAAGGGGAAGUCCCGCAGAUGAUAAAUAUAGAUUUACGCUUUUGAUGAAGGGCCUGUACGAAGCUUUUGAAGAAGAGGCCAGAGAAUCAGGCAAAGAGAAACUGCUGCUAACAAUGGCGACCGCUUCCGGUACUUACUACAUAGACCAGAGCUACGAGCCCAGUAAAAUCAUAAACUACAUCGAUUACAUGCUGCUGAUGACCUACAACUACCACGGUCAGUGGGAGAAGGUCACAGGUCACCACAGUGGACUGUACCCCCACAAGAAUGACCCCAAGUCAGGCGAGAAGGCCCAGCUGUAUCAGGAAUGGUCGAUCGACUACUGGCUGAAUGUGGGCAUCUCUAAAGACAAGUUGAUCGUCGGCCUCCCCACCUACGGGAUGUCCUUCACCCUGGCUGACCCCUCGGACCACGGACUGCACGCCCCAGCGGCGGGCGGGGGUAAGAUGGGCGACUACACUCGCGAGACUGGCAUCCUGGGAUACUACGAGAUCUGCCUGAAUCUAAAAGACAAAGGCUGGCAGUCUGAAUGGAUCGAUGACCAGGCCGUCCCCUACGCCUAUGGAGGUGACCAAUGGGCAGGCUAUGAGAACAAGAAGAGUAUCGCCAUCAAGUCCAACAACAUCAUGACCCGUGACCUGGCCGGAGCGUUCGUCUGGUCAGUCGAGAUGGAUGACUUUGGCGGCGUGUGUGGGGAGGGUCAGUACCCCCUCCUGUCCACGAUUGUUGAGAUCAUUGGUGGCGGCUCACCGAGCCAACCAGCAGCAAGACAAGCAGCCAAUCAGCACCGACCCCGGCACGGGCUCGCCGAGGUCGUGACCCCACAGAAACCCCCACCCCACCUCUCGGCUGCCGAGAAAGCUGGCGCCAACCCGCAGCUGAAGAAACUGAAACGCAAACUUGGCUGGGCCACGACUUCUAGGACGCCCGUCCCAGAACCCGACACCACGACACCCAAGGUGUCCGACACCACGACCCCGGACAGCGACCCUGCCACCAAACCCCCGGGCUGGUGGAGCCAGAAGCUGUGGAAGAAGGCCAGGCAGCACCACCCCAAGACGACCACGACUCAGACCACGACCGUGACCGCCAGCCCCGCCCCCGCGGCCACUCAACUUCCGCCUGCGCCGAAAAAUGGGGUCAGAAAAAGUGGAGCUAAAAAUAGACCGGCGUCUUUGGACCAGCCAAAAGACAAAGUGGCCCACGAGUUCGUGUCCAGCGAAGUUCACGAGGUCAAGUCCUGGCAGACGACACCCUGGUGGUCAGGUGGCGCCCCCAAGCUCAGGCCCGGGGACGGGCAGUUCUACUUGAACGCCAUGCCGACCGGCAGACCGGGCUUUGGUCUACAAAAAGAACCGACGCCAUCCCCGACCCCAGCAACCACACCCUCACCAGCAGCAGAGGACGCUGAAAAUGCUGAAGCAGAAGACUACGAGUACGAGGAGAUCGAGAUCGACUGUCGUCUGCUGGGUGUCGGCACGUUUGCAGACCCGAGUUCGUGUGAGCACUUCAUCAUCUGCCUGGGUGGUGGGUGGAUGAACUUCCCCCCACACAUCAUGUCCUGCCCGUCUGGAACUAGGUUCGACCCCCAACUCAAGAUCUGCAACUACGCCGAGAUAGUGCCCUGUAACUUGUAGACUAUGUCCCUUGUAUCUUGUAGAUUAUGUCC